Messenger RNA from Nerophis lumbriciformis (worm pipefish), 646 nucleotides. RefSeq names its product phosphodiesterase 6G, cGMP-specific, rod, gamma, paralog b (gene pde6gb). Gene Ontology annotation, biological process: positive regulation of epidermal growth factor receptor signaling pathway; visual perception; positive regulation of G protein-coupled receptor signaling pathway. Gene Ontology annotation, molecular function: 3',5'-cyclic-nucleotide phosphodiesterase activity; cGMP binding. Gene Ontology annotation, cellular component: photoreceptor outer segment membrane. The record is from RefSeq and is a predicted model, not a curated record. Lineage: Eukaryota; Metazoa; Chordata; Actinopteri; Syngnathiformes; Syngnathidae.
UGCGUGGGUACGUUUUCCUUUGGGUAAAACAACAGCACCUUCGGCGGAGACGCACACGUCUGAGCGGGAGGUGGGGCCUCGCUAAUCCUCACAGCCAAUAAGAGCGUCCCUCACAGCGAGAGCGGAGAACUCCCCUUCUGGUCCGCAGGCGGUUCUUCACGGUGCCAUCGCCACGACGACAGAAGCCAGGCGACAUGAAUCUGGAGGCGCCCAAAGCUGAGAUCAAAUCGGCCACCCGGGUGAGCGGGGGCCCCGCCACCCCGCGCAAAGGACCCCCCAAGUUCAAGCAGAGGCAGACGCGCCAGUUCAAGAGCAAGCCCCCCAAGAAGGGCGUGCAGGGGUUCGGCGAUGACAUCCCGGGGAUGGAGGGCUUGGGAACCGACAUCACCGUCAUCUGUCCCUGGGAGGCCUUCAACCACCUGGAGCUGCACGAGCUGGCCCAGUACGGAAUCAUCUGAGCUGGAACUGUGGACUGGAACAAACACACCAAUGGAAAGAAAAAUAAAUGUCACAGCAUCCGCGGGUCUUUAGGAUCCUUGUAUCUGCAACGUCACAUGACCCCGCCGCUCGCCGUGGACGCCUUCAGAACCAUGAUGUUACCAUGUGACCGCUUUAACACCUGUACCGCAUAAAUCUUGUGUCUUCA